UUACAUCAUCAGUCUAAUAUGCUGUUUCCUGUUUUACUCAUAAAUAUCACAGGAGCUUUGGCCCGCCAUGCCUUUGGCCAAGACUUCCUUAUGGACUCCCAGCAGGAGGUAAUGGGGUCCGUGGUCUGUCCGUGCGACUUUAUGGCUAUUGGCGAGGAUAUCCUUUGGGACUGUGAUAAACACAAUCUGCAUGAAGUUCCUCGCCAUUGUUGGACAGAGGGUUUCUCCUUCGUCACUCACGUCAUUUUAAGCAAUAAUUUUAUUACUGAGAUCCAUGCUGACGAUUUCGUGGGUCUUGGUUCCGUGAAGCAACUCAUGCUCAAUAAUAACAACAUCACGAGCGUGGCGGCCGGGGCCUUCAAGCCCCUCGCUGGCCUCGACACUUUGGAUCUUUACCACAACAACAUUGUUCAACUUCCCGAUGACGUGUUCGAGGGCCUGGUCAACCUGGAGAGCCUCUGGGUCAGUCACAACUUGCUGCAAACCAUCCCUGAUAUCUCCUUCGUGACCAAAGCAAAGGCCAUUUCCUUCAGUAACAACAACAUCAGGACGUUUCCCAAGUACCUCCUGGACGCCCCGACCACCCCGCUCACGCUCUCUCUGCAAAACAACCUCGCCACGGAGAUCUCCGCCUCGGCCAUCCUCAACCUGCCUAACUACAGCACACUCUACAUCGACACCAUCACCGUCUGGGCAGCGGACGCGCAGGAGGCAGAGGCACUCCGGGCAAAAUCCUGGUUUGGCACCGACCUCGACGGCCUCAUCCAGAUCAGUCCCCAGGAGGGCUGCCCUUCGCACUUCCACGACGUGCUCGGCGUUUGCGUGUUCGUGGAGCCCUUCUUCAGCGGCGACUGGGGACCAUGAGCUACUUCUGCCGCGAGAUGGAGCGAGAUGCUCAAGGUCGCCGUGCCCAAAUUCUUCCAGCAACUGCUUCAUAUUCUUCGCACUGAAGGCCUUGACCACCACGACUACUGGCUCGGCGGAAGUGACGCGGCAGAGGAGGGCAGCUGGAAAUGGGCAGACGGGACGGCCAUCGAGCGAGGAAGCCCCUUCUGGGCGACGCAGCUUCAGAAUCCCGAAUCUUUCCUGAUUUUACCCCUCGGAGGAACCUCUGAAAACUGCCUUUACCUUGACAAAUCUCUUUCGCUUUAUCGUGGUGCGUGUACAGAAGCAAAGAAUGUUAUCUGUCAGCAUUAAGGAACCGAAUUUCUUCUACAACUAAGAAAAUUCUAGAUCAUUUUCUGUCUACUGUUUAUCAUUUCUUAUGGGGUGAAAAUUUGAGGGAAUGUUACCAAGAGCAUUUUCUGUAUUUACAUCUCUAAUAUUGACAUCAAAAUAUAUGCUGCCGUCUCCAAAUCAUAAAGGUAAAACAUAAA
This is a messenger RNA of Penaeus monodon (black tiger shrimp), 1376 nucleotides long. RefSeq lists its product as uncharacterized. NCBI's taxonomy places the organism in Eukaryota, Metazoa, Arthropoda, Malacostraca, Decapoda, Penaeidae. The record is from RefSeq and is a predicted model, not a curated record. Gene Ontology annotation, molecular function: protein binding. The transcript is spliced from 4 exons.